AUGCUGAGGGUCUGGUGGGGAGUUCAUGGAAUCAACCGUUUCGAACUGCUGCCGGACAACACGGCAGUUACUGCCGAGGUCUACUGCGCUCAACUAAAAAAAGAAAAAGACUGGCCUACAAGAUCCGCAAAGAGAACCCGAAGCUCGAUAACGUUCGCCUGCUGCACGGUAACGUGCGCCUUCACACCGUACCUGGAGCCCGGACCUGGCCUGGACCGGCUACCACCCCCUCCGAUCGCUUCAGCAUCACCUGAAAGCGAAGCGCUACGAUGA
This is a messenger RNA of Necator americanus (New World hookworm), 273 nucleotides long. RefSeq lists its product as uncharacterized. Lineage: Eukaryota; Metazoa; Nematoda; Chromadorea; Rhabditida; Ancylostomatidae. Bases 1 to 273 code for a protein of 90 amino acids. The record is from RefSeq and is a predicted model, not a curated record. The transcript has a single exon.